Molecule: messenger RNA, 660 nt
Organism: Parnassius mnemosyne (clouded apollo)
Lineage: Eukaryota; Metazoa; Arthropoda; Insecta; Lepidoptera; Papilionidae
Source: the annotation of a GenBank genome assembly
AUGGAACAAAAAAAGAUAGCCUUACUCCUAUUGUAUCGACGUCGUCAGCGUCGACUUCAUUACAUACGUCAGAGAAUAUGUUGGAUACAUCCGUACAAUACUUUGAGAAAGGAAAAGGGAGAUUUUUACACAAAGUUUAUAGAUCUUCGAGAACAUGAGGAUAAAUUUUUCAUCUAUUUUCGGAUGUCAAAGAGCUCAUUUGAUGAGUUACAUGGACGUCUAAAAGACUCUCUGCAGCAUCAAAGAAUCGUAAGGGACUGCAUCGAGCCUGUUGAAAUGUUGGCAGUUACUAUUAGAUACUUAGCUAGCGGGUGUACUUUCACAGACCUACAUCUUAACUACAGACUUGGCAUUUCAACAGUAAGCAAGAUAGUAAAUGAAGUAUGCUUUAGCAUUUGGCGUGUUAUGCUACCAGACUGCAUGCCUACACCUAGUAAAGAGAUGUGGGAAAAAAUAUCCGAAGAGUUCGAAAAAAGAGCCAAUUUUCCGCAUUGCAUUGAUGCAGUGGAUGGGAAACAUAUUAGAAUUAUUAAUCCACUUGGCUCAAAGUACUACAACUACAAAGGAUACUCCUCAAUAGUUUUGAUGGCCGUAGCAGACACAAACUACCGCUUUGUCCAUGUGGACAUAGGAAGUUACGGUAAAGAUUACGACUCUUAA